CAUUUUCGCUAAGGAAAAGGUUGCUUCAAGUGCUCCCAGGAGCUUCACAUUUUCGGUUCGCGAGACAGUUUUGGGACACCCUGUAUAAACGUGUCGAUCACGUGUGAUUCAGAUUCUUGUGUAUGUUAAGUUGAUAAUACAGGAUAACCAAUUGUGUAAACGCUUGAAGUUUUAUCAUGGAGACGGGAUUUUUAAAUUUUCAUGAUGAAGAACACUUUUCGGAUUUUUCAUUACCUUUGGAACAGGUAAUGUUAUUAAUGCACAUAGUUGAAAACGAUUUUGACUAUAUGGAAACCCAUCUUGAUAUUGUAAAUUCUGAUAGUAUAUGGAGUAAUGAACAUGAAUGCACAGAAGAUGUGGAGGAAGAUAUUCCUACUAUAUCUAAAAUGGAUAAUAUUAAAGAAGAUUUUGCAAAAGUUCUCACAGAUUGGCAAGAACAUAUUGGUUAUUUGCAGACCACCGACAUUGAUGAAUAUAUGGAUAUCAUAGGGUUAAAUACGAAUAAUACUGAUAGGAAAAGCAUUUGCAGUUCAGAAAGCAUAUUUGAAGAUGAACAGGCGAUGCAGACUUUAGAACCCGAAUGCUUUAAAGCAAAACAAGUGGACCUUACGAGAGAAUAUCUUCAGAAUGAUAAAGAAAAGCAUGAACCAAGCAGUAGUAAUAAAAAUACAGAGAAUUUAGUAGAACAGAAUUCAUAUCACAAAAUAGCUGAUGCUAUUAAAAGUUGUGAUAAGCAAGAACAUACACAAGAUUAUUUAUGCCCUAAAAGCAGUCAAAGUAAGAUAAAAAAGAAUAUACCUAAUAUGCUAGCAAAACAAAAGAAGAGAAAAAGAGAAAAGACUGUAAUCUCAAAUAAAGAUACAAAAAUUAGUAAUUGUAAUAGUAAAUCUCAUACAAAUCAAUUAGCAGUCUUGGAAGCUGGAACUGUUGAAAGUUUACUAGAAAAAUUUGAAGCUUCCGAAAAUAGUGUAGUAUCAUCUGAUUCAUCUAGCAAAAGUAAUACAGAUUUUAAUCGAGAACCAAGUUUAAGCUGUUAUAAAAAACAGCAUCUUAUUAAGGAACCUAGAUCCACUAUUUCUAAGAAAUCAUUAUCACAAGUUUCAAAUUUGCAUAAGAAUAUUAGAAAUGCGUUAUCAAACAAAGUGAUAGAGAAGAUAAAGACAUCUGGACGUAAAAAACUAAUUUCAAUAGUACCAACAAUGCCAAGUAUACAGGGUAAUAGUCGUAGUAAUGGAACCCGUAUGCAAGACGCUGCUGUGACGCUAUCCCGAAAUAAGCUUUUAAAAAUAGUAACAAAUAAUACUAAAACUAGGGCUAUUGAUGGUGGACUAGUUCAAUUGGAUCAUGAUUACUGUAGUAACACUACUUCAUCUGUGAGUAGCUCUGAUAGCAACAGUGAAUAUGAGAAACAAUCAAGUGACAGUGAAAAGACGACUCCAGUUAAAGAUUGUGAUCGAAAACAAACUAAAUGUCAUGACAUGGUUACAAAAUCAACAAUAGCACUUAAUGAAAAUAAAAUUUUAAUAAAGAAAAAGGGACACUCGGUUGAGAGUAAUGCAAAGAAAAGCUGUACACUGAAACUAAAUAAAAUAAGUUGUGAUCGUGUAGAACAAAUAGGGACUGCGGUAUGUAACAGUGUUCAAGUAAGCAAAUGCAUGAAACAACACAUUGAAGAUGAAAGUCAACAAGAAACAGUCACAGGAAAAGAACGUUCUCAAUGUGUCAAUAUAUCAAACAAAACUAUAAAUUCUGUUAACCAAUUUCGACAUGAAUCUUCAAGUAAUUCAACACCUGAAAUGAAAAUACGUUCGGCUUUAGCAACAAGUAUUUUACAAUUACAACGAGGCGGGUCAACUAAAACAAAGUGUACGAAUGGAGAGAUCCAUAAAACAAAACAAAUGAUUUCUGUAUUGAAGAAACCACUCAAUGGGCAACUACCAAGCGUUGUAAUAAGUAACGCUUGUGAAAAUGUAGUUGCUACUAAUAAUAGUUCAAAUGAUAGACAACAAAGUAUUAUUAUUCAAAAUACUGACGAGAAACUCAUACCAGAAGAGCAAAAAAAACCUCCCCGCAAAAAACUGAAUUUAGCAGAAUAUAGAAGUAGAAGAGAGCAAAAUCGUAGUGAUAAUAGUGGAACGAAUUCACCAAUUCAACCUAUGACAUUAAUAUAUAUUCACCAUGUUUCUACAACAACCGAACCUAUCAAAGAUGACUUUGGUAGCCUUAAUUGGUCUGAAAGGGAGAUUGUAUCAAUUUUAAAGCCGAAAGGAGAUGUAGACGAAGAAAAAGUUCGUCCGAAACCAAAAACUUGCGACGUCGGAAUACAAACCUAUGAAACUGUGUUUGAAUUUCCUCCAAAAUCUUUAAUUGAUGUUGAUGACAGAAAUGAGGAAGAGAGAGAAAAACAGGUUGUGAACAGAAGCCAACGAUCCUACAGGUUGCACAGGAUUAGUUCUAGUACAAGUCGAUCUAGAUCGAGAAGUAAAAGUAAAAGUAGGAGUAAAAGUAGAAGCAGGAGUAGCAGUAGCAGAAGCAGGUCCUGUAAACGCAGCAUUACACGUCAUCGAAGAAUAAGCCAUCGACGCAGUUCCGUUAGCUCAAGUAGUAGUUGGUCAUCUCGUUCACGUUCAAAUACUACAUCUACUUUCAGUUCAGGAUCGACAUACUCACGAUCACAUUCUAGAUCGUCCAGAUCAAGGUCCCAGUGUUCUUCACCAUAUUCCAGUUGUUCAAGAUCUUCAACUCGUUCUAAUUUUGGGAGAAAUAAAUGGUCAAACCGUCGAAGAAAAGAAAGGCGCCAUCGCAAAUGUUACGAAAGACACAGACAACGCUCUACAAACAGUUAUAGUUAUAGGGAUUGUGAAUAUGAGAGGAGAAGAUCACCGUCGAGUUCUUAUCAUAAAGCAUAUGACAGUUGGGCAUCAUAUGACAGAGAAAAGCAAAGACAGGUGGAGGAACGACGGGUAAUUUAUGUUGGACAAUUAGAAGAAGGAAUUACGAAAACUGAUUUACGAAGAAGGUUCGAACGUUUUGGACCUGUGGUGGAUAUUAGUGUCCAUUUUCGUGAACAUGGGGAUAAUUAUGGUUUUGUAACGUUCGCUUUCAAACAUCACGCAUAUGAAGCUGUCGAACAUGGUAACGAUGAUCCAGAUUUACCAAGAUAUGAUUUGUGUUUCGGAGGUAGAAGAGCAUUUUGUAAAGUGAAAUAUGCUGAUCUUGAUGGCGUGGCAAGUGGAUCACCUGGCAGUAGUCAUUUGCCACCUAUGAAUGAAGAUAACACAUUCGACCUGUUAUUAAAAGAAGCAAAAGCCAAAUUACGCAAAAGGAAGGUUUGACAUAUGUACUACUUGUUAGUUGUAAAUGUUAUUUAAAAACUAGUACAGAUGUCAUUUACGAUUGUAUCCAAUGCAAAAGUAAGUAAAAUGAUGUGCUGGUAUUUUUUACCAGUCAAUAUGUAGUGAGAAUUAUGACGUGAUUAUUGUAAAGUAUGCAUUACCAUUGCAUUGAUUUUAUGAUAUUUGUAAAGGAAUAUAGUACGUGACAGCUUCAUAUUUCGAAGUAAUCGACAUCAACAUUAUUAAACUGUACAGGAUAUCUCAUUUAAGUCUACGAUAUUUUCGAUAACAAUGGAAGUAUUAAAUUUCAUUCUGUAUGAAAGUCUGGUUAGUUAACAGUGUAUAAUUGUAAUAUGAUUAUUUCGAAGUUUCUCCUCA
Messenger RNA from Megalopta genalis, 3713 nucleotides. NCBI's taxonomy places the organism in Eukaryota, Metazoa, Arthropoda, Insecta, Hymenoptera, Halictidae. The record is from RefSeq and is a predicted model, not a curated record.